This is a messenger RNA of Suncus etruscus (white-toothed pygmy shrew), 2243 nucleotides long. It is a transcript of the gene AACS, whose product is annotated as acetoacetyl-CoA synthetase. Gene Ontology annotation, molecular function: acetoacetate-CoA ligase activity. The transcript has 18 exons. Gene Ontology annotation, cellular component: cytosol. The record is from RefSeq and is a predicted model, not a curated record. NCBI's taxonomy places the organism in Eukaryota, Metazoa, Chordata, Mammalia, Eulipotyphla, Soricidae. Bases 45 to 2063 code for a protein of 672 amino acids. Gene Ontology annotation, biological process: lipid metabolic process; positive regulation of insulin secretion.
GGGGCUCAGUCGCCAGUCAGCCCGCCCGCCCGCCUUCCGCAGCCAUGUCCAAGGAGGCGCCGGCCGGGCCGGAGGAGAUCGUGGGCAGCCGCGUGAUGUGGGAGCCCGACAGCAAGAAGGUGUCGCAGAUGGACCGCUUCCGCAAGGCCGUGGGCGCCAACUGCGGCCUGGAGCUGGAAAACUAUGAUGACUUGUACCACUGGUCGGUGGAGUCCUACGCAGACUUCUGGGCAGAGUUCUGGAAAUUCAGCCACAUCGUUUCCUCGAGGAUGUAUGAUGAGGUGGUGGAUCCCUCCAAGGGGAUCGUGGACGUCCCGGAGUGGUUCCGAGGGAGCCGCCUCAACUAUGCCGAGAACCUCCUGAGGCACAAGGAAAAUGACAAAGUGGCCCUUUAUGCCACCAGGGAAGGCUCGGAGGAGAUUGCCAAGGUGACCUUCCAGGAGCUGAGGCAGCAGGUGGCCCUGUUCGCAGCUGCCAUGAGGAAGAUGGGGGUGAAGAAAGGGGACCGAGUGGUCGGGUACCUGCCCAACAGCGUGUACGCCGUGGAGGCCAUGCUGGCCGCCGCGAGCAUUGGUGCCAUCUGGAGCUCCACGUCUCCGGAUUUCGGCGUGAACGGUGUCCUGGACCGGUUCUCGCAGAUCCAGCCUAAGCUCAUCUUCUCGGUGGAGGCUGUCGUCUAUAAUGGCAAAGAACACAGCCAUGUAGACAAGCUGCGGCAGGUGGUCAAAGGCCUGCCAGACCUAAAGAAGGUCGUGGUGAUCCCUUACAUCAACCGCCAGGAGAAGAUCGACAUCUCGAAGAUCCCUAACAGCGUGUUCCUGGAUGACUUCCUGGCAGCCCGAAAGGGAGAUCAGGUGCCACAGCUGGAGUUUGAGCAGUUGCCGUUCAACCACCCGCUCUUCAUCAUGUUUUCUUCGGGUACCACUGGUGCACCCAAGUGCAUGGUGCACUCGGCGGGGGGCACCCUGAUCCAGCACCUGAAGGAACACAUGCUACAUGGGGACAUGGGCAGCGCCGACAUCCUACUCUACUACACCACGGUGGGCUGGAUGAUGUGGAACUGGAUGGUGUCGGCCCUUGCCACCGGCGGGGCCGUGGUCCUGUAUGACGGGUCUCCUAUGGUGCCCACGCCCAACGUGCUUUGGGACCUGGUGGAUAGGAUUGGCAUCACCAUCCUGGGCACAGGUGCCAAGUGGCUGUCAGUGCUAGAGGAGAGAAACCUGAAGCCCAUGGAGACCCACAGUCUGCAGACGCUGCACACCAUCCUAUCCACCGGCUCCCCGCUCAAGGCCCAAAGCUACGAGUACGUCUACAGGUGCAUCAAGGCUGAUGUGCUACUGGGCUCCAUCUCAGGUGGCACCGACAUCAUCUCCUGCUUCAUGGGCCAGAACACAUCCAUCCCCGUGUACAAGGGGGAGAUCCAGGCCCGGAACCUGGCCAUGGCCGUGGAGGCCUGGGACGAAGACGGAAAGCCCGUGUGGGGGGAGAGCGGGGAGCUGGUGUGCACCAAGCCAAUGCCCUGCCAGCCCACGCACUUCUGGAACGACGAGAACGGAAGCAAGUACCACAACGCCUACUUCGCCAGGUUCCCAGGCGUGUGGGCGCACGGUGACUACUGCAGGAUCAACCCCAAGACCGGAGGCAUCGUCAUGCUGGGCCGGAGUGAUGGCACCUUGAACCCCAACGGUGUACGGUUCGGCAGCUCCGAGAUCUACAACAUUGUGGAGGCCUUUGAGGAGGUGCUGGACAGCUUGUGCGUCCCUCAGUACAGCAAGGACGGUGAGGAGCGCGUGGUCCUGUUCCUGAAGAUGGCCUCGGGCCACCACUUCCGGCCAGAGCUGGGGACACGCAUUCGUGACGCUAUUCGCCGGGGCCUGUCUGCACGCCAUGUGCCCAGCCUCAUCCUCGAGACCCUGGACAUCCCGUACACGCUCAACGGCAAGAAAGUGGAGGUGGCCGUGAAGCGGAUGAUCGCAGGCAAGCCUGUGGAGCAGCGAGGAGCCUUCUCGAACCCUGACAGCUUGGACCUGUACCGGGACAUCCCCGAGCUUCGGGACUUCUGAGCCACCCUGAAUAUGCCUGCAAGCUCUCCGGGACACUAGUGGGCACUCUGCUGAGGACCCUGUGGGGCACGCCUUACCUUGAGACCUUUGCUUCGGCCCCAUCAGGCAGUGUGGCCAAGCCCUUGGCAGCCCCCAUGUGCUUUAUGGUGUGGAUGGACAGACAGAUGGACAAAUGGAUGG